Molecule: messenger RNA, 2285 nt
Organism: Alligator sinensis (Chinese alligator)
Lineage: Eukaryota; Metazoa; Chordata; Crocodylia; Alligatoridae
Gene: PPEF2
Product: protein phosphatase with EF-hand domain 2
Exons: 17
Coding region: 14-2212 (732 amino acids)
Biological process (GO): negative regulation of MAPK cascade; detection of stimulus involved in sensory perception
Cellular component (GO): nucleus; cytosol
Molecular function (GO): protein serine/threonine phosphatase activity; manganese ion binding; Hsp90 protein binding
Source: RefSeq, a predicted model, not a curated record
UUAUUUGGAGAUCAUGGGAAGCGGAAGUUCUGCAAAUCCAAACAACUGUCCACAAAGAUUGGAAAAAAGGCGGACGCUACCAGAUGCAACUCACCCAGCCUUCAAGGCCGCUGUCCUCAUCCAAAGGUGGUACCGGCGUUACAUGGCCCGGCUAGAAAUGCGCCGAAGAUGCACCUGGAGAAUCUUCCAAUCCAUUGAGUACUCCUGCGAGCAGGAUCAGAUCAAGCUUCACAACUUCUUCAAUUACCUUAUGGACCACUUUACACCAAGAAGCAGUGGAGAAAGGGAUUUCAUUAGUCGCAUGUUCACAGAGGAAGAAAAUUACAGAGAGUCAGAGCUGGAAAAGUUCUGUGACUAUGACUCUGUUGAAGUGCCGGAUUCCUACACUGGACCCCAUCUUUCCUUCCCACUCCUACCUGAUCAUGCUGCUGCCUUAGUGGAAGCAUUCAAACAGAAACAACAGUUGCACGCUCACUAUGUCUUAAGGCUCCUACAUGAAACCAGAAAGCACCUCAAGCAGCUGCCAAACAUCAAUCACGUCUCCACUUGCUAUAGUGAGGAGGUCACUGUAUGCGGAGACUUGCAUGGACAGCUGGAUGAUUUGUUUCUGAUAUUUUAUAAGAACGGCCUUCCUUCUCCAGAGAAGUCCUACGUGUUCAAUGGGGACUUUGUGGACAGAGGCAAAAACUCCAUUGAGAUCCUGAUCAUUCUCUUUGCCUUCCUUUUGGUUUACCCAAAGGAAGUUCAUCUAAAUCGAGGAAACCAUGAAGAUCAUAUGGUCAACUUACGCUAUGGUUUUACCAAGGAAGUCAUGCAAAAAUAUAAGGGGCAUGGAAAGAAAAUCCUGAAGAUGAUACAGAAUGUCUUUUGUUGGCUUCCGCUGGCUACCUUAAUUGAUCAAAAAGUCCUCAUCCUGCAUGGUGGGGUGUCUGACAUGACUGACCUGGACCUACUUGAAAAUAUUGAAAGGCACAAGUUUGUUUCUGUGUUAAGGGGGAAAAAGAAGAAAAAGAAUAGAUUAAUGGAAUUGAGAGACAUGAAUGGAGACAGCAUUAAUUCUUCAAUGACCAGCCUGAGCUCUUCCUCAGCCACGGCUCCCAGCAUGACCGACAGGAUGGAGUUCUCUCAAUGGGUCCGAAAGACAGUUCAAGAGCAGCUGGAGAAAUGCCGCAAGCUGUUGGAGAUUGAGUCAGACUCUGAGGACGAUGAUUUCACCUGUGCUACCUCCGUCGCCAUGUCCAAGACCGAAUCCGAAUUGUCUGAGACAUGGCAGACAAUCCAGGAAGAGUGGAAGCAGAUUAUAGAUGUAUUGUGGAGUGACCCCAUGCCUCAGGAGGGUUGCAUAGUAAAUACGGUCCGAGGAGGUGGCUGCUACUUUGGGCCCGAUGUGACAGAGAAACUUUUGCAAAAGUACAACCUGCAGUUCCUGAUCCGCUCCCAUGAGUGCAAGCCAGAAGGCUACGAGUUCUGCCACAGUCGAAAGGUACUAACCAUAUUUUCAGCUUCAAACUAUUACGAGAUUGGCAGUAACCGAGGAGCCUAUGUAAAACUGGGGCCAGACCUGGUCCCUCAUUUUGUGCAGUAUCAAGCUAGCAAGACAGCCCAUACACUAAGCACGAGACAAAGAAUCAGCAGAGUGGAGGAGUCAGCCUUUCGAGCUCUGCGAGAGAAGCUUUUCGCUCACACAUCUGAUCUGAUCAGUGCAUUCAAAGCUUAUGAUAAGGAUGACACUGGGUUGAUCACACUAAGCAACUGGGCAACUGCAGUGGAGUCAGUACUGCAUUUAGGAUUGCCAUGGCGUAUGCUUAGACCACAGCUAGUGUGCAACACUACAAAUGGCAUGAUGGAGUACAAGUGCUGGCUCGAUGACUUAGCCAUAGAAAAGAGGAGCCAAGAACACAUACAGUCAAGCAUGUUGGAAAUCAUUUAUCGAAACAGAUCCAACCUGGAGACCAUUUUCAGGAUCAUAGACAGUGAUCACUCAGGGCUCAUUUCAUUUGAAGAAUUUCAGCAGACCUGGAAGCUGUUUAGUUCCCACAUGAAUCUUGAGCUCACAGAUGAUGGUAUCCAUGACCUGGCCCGCACCAUUGAUUUCAAUAAGGAUGGAAAUAUAGACUUCAAUGAAUUCCUGGAGGCCUUCCGCCUCAUUGAGCGAUCUCACAGUGAAGAUAAAACAGAGCCCAAACCAACCCCCAAAAGUAGUAAAAGGUAGCUACUUGGACACCCACUAGAACUCUAAAAUGCCACGCGCAAUGCCUUUGGAUGGUCUCCAAAACUAGAACAUG